Messenger RNA from Rotaria socialis, 597 nucleotides. Lineage: Eukaryota; Metazoa; Rotifera; Eurotatoria; Philodinida; Philodinidae. The record is from the annotation of a GenBank genome assembly.
AUGCCUGUUGCAUUCGACUUAGAAUUAAAGGUCGUUGAUAAUUUAAGAGCUUAUUACAAAAUUAAUGAAGCUGCUGCUAAAGAUAUUUUUGAUGAAACAAUGGUCUUAUAUCACCGCCUGUAUACAAUUACAGACUUAAACGAAUUAAAUAAAGUUAAUAAUCGAAUAUUAUUUACGUUAAUAAUCGUGAUUGGCCAUUAUUAUGAUUCCACAGAGUCUACCCGGUUCUUAUUUUCAGUAAUUAUGUUUAUUGUUAUAACAGGUCGUAAAGCGGAUUCGGAAUACAUGUUUAUGCAAUGGCUUAGUGCUUCUGCUCAAGGCGAAAAAAUUGACAAUGGCCUCGACGUAUUUAUUUACACAUUAAAAGCAUUACGUGAACAUUUCGAGAGAGAACAUAUUCGAACUUUUGAAACUUUUCAUGAUUUAUUUAAAGCAUUAAACAAUAAUAUUAUUUUACUAGAAGAAGAAAUUGUUAAAGAAGGUACAAAUGAACAACGAAACACCAUCAAUCAAAUCAAAAGUGAUUUUAAUUCAUAUUUAUGUGAACAUGCAAUAACAAUUUCUGAUGAAAGUAAUGAUGAUGAUGAAAAUGAAUGA